ACUGUGAGUCCCAGCAGCUCUCAGUUCUUUGAAGGAGACUUUGUGUCUCUGAGCUGUGAGGAGGACGACAGCUCUGCUGGAUGGACUCUGAGGAGAAACAGAAACAUGGAAAACGGGACUCUGUGUGGGGUCGACUGGGGAAAUAAGAAUAGUUCUUCCUGUAAAAUCACUGAUCUCUUUACAUGGGACAGCGGAGUUUACUGGUGUGAGUUCAAUCAGAGUACCAUCAGUAACAUGGUUAACCUGACAGUCACUGGUGGAUCAGUGAUCCUGCAGAGUCCUGUCCUCCCUGUGAUGGAGGGAGAUGACGUCACUCUGCUCUGUAAAACAAAGACCACUCCCUCCAACAUCACAGCUGCUUUCUUCAAAGAUGGCGUCUUCAUCGGAAAAGAGCCUACAGGUCACAUGACCAUCCAGCAUGUUUCCAGGUCUGAUGAAGGCCUCUACAAGUGUGACAUCAGCGGUCAUGGAGAGUCUCCAUCCAGCUGGAUCACUGUCACAGAUAGGCCUGCAAACACAAUCCUACACCCAUCCUCAGCACCACCUCCUGACCCCACCUCCCUCAACCUUGUGUUCAGCGUUGUCUCUCACCUGGUGGUAAUUUGUCCAUACUUCAUCUCCACUCUGCUCAUGGUGUCUUUAUAUCGACGCAGAGCCAAAGCAUCCCUGUCGACCCAAGCUGAGCAGAGACACACUGAGGACUUUGAUAACAUUGUGGAGGUGACCACUGAGCAUCACUUCUGA
Messenger RNA from Neolamprologus brichardi, 744 nucleotides. NCBI's taxonomy places the organism in Eukaryota, Metazoa, Chordata, Actinopteri, Cichliformes, Cichlidae. The record is from RefSeq and is a predicted model, not a curated record.